Messenger RNA from Notechis scutatus (mainland tiger snake), 1746 nucleotides. The record is from RefSeq and is a predicted model, not a curated record. Lineage: Eukaryota; Metazoa; Chordata; Lepidosauria; Squamata; Elapidae.
AUGUCAGGAGCGCCAAACAAGCUAUCUCUUUCUUGUUCUACCCGUAGGAUCUCGGGAUGCUACGAAGCCUUAGACGGAGGCAACACGGGCGAUGCCUUGGUGGAUUUUACUGGGGGGGUCUCGGAACCGAUUGACCUGGUCGAAGGAGGCUAUGCCAACGAUGAAGCCAAACGAAACCUCCUUUUUGAGCGAGUGCUGAAGGUCUAUAACCGAGGAGGCCUCAUUAGCUGCUCCAUCAAAGCCGUGUCAGCUGCUGAUAUGGAAGCCCGGCUGGACUGUGGCCUGGUCAAAGGCCACGCCUACGCAGUCACCAACGUCCAGAAAGUCCGCCUUGGCCAUGGCUUGCUGGCCUUCUUCAAAUCCGAAAAGCUGGACAUGAUCCGGUUGCGGAAUCCGUGGGGGGAGCGAGAGUGGAACGGCCCCUGGAGCGACACCUCGGAGGAAUGGCAGAAAGUCAGCACCAGUGAACGAGAGAAACUCGGAAUGACAGUAGAGGAUGAUGGAGAGUUUUGGAUGGCCUUUGAUGACUUCUGUACAUACUUCACUGACAUCAUCAAAUGCCGCCUGAUCAACACGUCCUACCUGAGCAUCCAUAAGACAUGGGAAGAAGCCGUCUUGAAGGGUGCCUGGACGCGACAUGAAGACCCCUUGAAGAACCGUUGCGGAGGCUGUGUCAACAACCGGGAAACUUUCCUGCAAAACCCCCAGUACGUUUUUGAUGUGAAGAAAGCAGAAGACGAAGUCUUGGUUUGCAUCCAGCAAAAGCCCAAACGGACCAGCCAGAAGGAAGGGAAGGGAGAAAAUCUGGCCAUAGGAUUUGACAUCUUCAAGGUGGAACUCAACCGGACGUACCGAAUGCACAGCCUACAGACCAAGGUCGCCAGCUCCAUCUACAUCAACUCUCGUAGCGUCUUCCUGAGGACGGACCUGAAAGAAGGCCGCUAUGUCGUCAUACCGACCACUUUCGAGGCUGGCCAUGUGGCCGAGUUCCUGCUCAGGCAGUUCACAGACGUGCCUUCUGACUUCCAAGAACUGACCUUGGAUGAGCCCCCUCACACCUGCUGGAGUGGAAUAUGUGGCUAUCCCCAAUUGGUGUCCCAGGUCCAUGUCAUCUCGGCUUCCGGGCUGAAGAACCAAGGCUCUGAAGAAGUGGAUCCCUACGUGAUCAUAAAGUGCGAAGGGGAGAAGAUCCGAUCACCAGUCCUAAAGAACACUAUGACGCCAGAAUUUGACGUAAAAGGACUUUUCUACCGCAAGAAACCGAGACAGCCAGUCAUAAUUCAGAUCUGGAACCACAACCUGAUCACAGAUGACUUUCUGGGACAAGUCGCCUUGGUCGGAGACCCCGACGAGCUCCAUCCUUUGCACAUUCUCCACCUCCAAGACAGAGGGAGCAAACGGGUAUCGGAUCUGCCCGGCGUUCUUAAGGUGCAGCUGUUGAGUAGCAACGUUCUCACGAGCAUCUGAGACCACAGAGCCUUGGGGAUAGCCUUCUCUGCUCUACGCCAUCUUCCACUAGUCCUCUAUGUACGUCUCCCAGUGUGCUUGUCCGUUUGUCUCCAUUUACUCUGCAUGCCUUCACUUUUGAAAUGGGACCAGCCCUUCUACGUUCAGUCUGGGUUGUUUUUCACAAUUUGACACAAAAAGGUGCCUUUUUUCCCAGAAGCCAAAAUGCAAUGUUUUGCCCUUCUUCUUCUUCUUCUUCUUCUUCUUCUUCUUCUUCUUCUUCUUCUUCUUCUUCUUCUU